AUGGACGGGAUAUAAACAACAAACGUAAAAUUCUUGGCUUGCAUUCUUAACUAAAAAUGGAAACGUGCGGCCUUAUUUGCGUGAGCGGGGACUACGAAAAGUUCCUGGUGCGCUGCUCCCAAUGCCCCACGGACAUGGAGCUGGCCCAGUGGCCAGAGUUCGUCCUGCACUUUCGGAACAUGCACACCGCGCCGCUAGAGCAGAAAGUCUUUAAAGAGGAAAUACCUGAAAAAUGUGACCUGGAAUUCCAAGAUGAAACAUUUGAGGUGGAAGAAGUUAUGGUGGAUGAUGACUCGAGCACGGAGGAAUCAAAUACAGAAGAAGAUAUGAAUGUAGAAGCACUCGACUCUUCGCCUGAUGAGGCAGAGGAGUCAGAGGCCUCCGGUGGCUCAGAUCAGGAGGAGGAACUCUCUGAACCUCCUGGUGAGAAUGCCGACACAAGCCCUACACCCUCUUAUAAGUUCCGUCCCACCUUCUUUCGCCGGGAUCCUCGGACGGUUAAAUUCAUAGAGCUCUACAAGGCACAUCCGUGCCUCUGGGAUUCCAACCACAACGACUACAAGGAGCCCAGUGCACGCUCCAAUGCGUUAAAACAGAUGCUUACUUCUUUGGAAACAACUGUGUCAGUCGUUCUUAGCGAGGUUAAUUUAAAAAUGGCCAUCAAAAAGUUGCAUACACAGUACAACACCGUUCAGAAGCGGGUGCUGGCGAAAAAGCAAAAGCCCCAGUCCCUGGCCUACAAUGUGUACACUCUCUGCAGCUUCCUAAAAGACAGCCGCAUGCCGGAAGAAGCCAACCGGGAACAGGAAGAAGCUGGCAAAGGAGGAAAGAUUCAGCUAGAUUUUUCAAAGAAGAACAAGCUUACCACGGAGCUGAUACAGAUGUACUUAAAGUUUCCACAGCUUUACGAUCCCGAGCACAAGGAGUUCUCCAGCAUGAGCUCCCGGAAGCAAGCAUACGAAAUUAUGGCGGAGGAGAUCUCAGUGCCCAAUGAGGACGUCAGCAGUGAUGACAUAUUUCGCGCAAUCAACUGUCUUCGUCAGUGGUACUACAAGACCAUUAAGGUUGCCACUAAAACCGGGGCGGAAACGUUCUAUUCGCAGAUGUGCCAGUUUCUGCCGCCCAAGUUCAAACAGCGGCUCGUCUGCGAGAUUUGCCACUCGGUUGUGUCCUCUGAUCUAGUACUGCAGACGCACUUCUUUAAGGCGCACAACAUCGGCGAGCUACCGUUCAAGUGCACCCAAUGCAGUCGCAGUUUCAUUGGCCGAGCAGAGCUGUCCAAUCACAUGCACCGUGUUCAUAUCGGAAAGACCCACAAAUGUAGCCACUGCGAGCGAACUUUUGCCGUGAUCUCGGAUCUACAACUCCACAUUCGUACCCACACGGGCCACAAGCCCAACGUGUGUGAGCAAUGCGGCAAGGCCUUCCGGCUGCGGUCACAGAUGAAGCUCCACGUCACGGCCAUUCACGACAAGAUUCGGGCCUUUAAAUGUACCAUGUGUCCCAAGGAUUUCGUGAAGAAGGUCCAUUGGUCUGAUCACAUGAAAAGCCACCUGAACAUUCGCGACAAGAUAUGCACAGUAUGCGGCAAGGGAUUCACCAGUUGCCACUCCCUCAUCCGGCACCGUCAAAUCCAUUCCGAGGUGAAGAAGUUCGUCUGCAAACUGUGCGACGCUAGAUUCUCCCAAUUUGUGGGCCUAAAUUCACAUAUGAAGCGCACACACAAUAUUGUGCGCAACAAACAGCAAAAGGAUGGCGAAGCAGUUAAUGCAGAGAACUAACAAUGGUUAAUUAAUGCUUCAUAAUACUUUACUUAUUUUUAUUUAAUAUU
Messenger RNA from Drosophila kikkawai, 1831 nucleotides. RefSeq lists its product as uncharacterized. Lineage: Eukaryota; Metazoa; Arthropoda; Insecta; Diptera; Drosophilidae. The record is from RefSeq and is a predicted model, not a curated record.